UUCUCCCAGGUUACUUCACUUGGAACUACCCAUGUCCCCACGUCCAGCAUCCGUAUGCCCAUAUCAUCCUCCACCAACUACACGACCUCCACCGGUACAUCCUCUCAUGCCUCCCUUACAUACCCGAGAAUAGCACAGCAGAACGACUAAAGUUCCUCGUCAUAUCCAGCUCAUUACUCGAAUCUCACCUACCUAGGAACGCAGCUGCGACAGCAUCGGCAACCGCACCUGCUACACCAAGAGCGGACCACCAACCCCUCUCCGAGCCGUCAACACCGCGCUUCGCUCCCCAAUGCACACCAUCAGCCCCCCCAUGCCCAAGGAUAGGCAUUUGGCUCACAGCCUGCGUCGGCGGCGCAUGCGCCCUCUUAGCAGGGAGCGGAACUGCCUUCGUCAUCCUCCAACUCCUCUGCCUAGGGUGGGGUAUCCUCUCCCCCCCGGUUCGCGCACACCGGCGCUCUCCAUCCACCAGCAGCACUCUGAGCAACAACUCCAACUCCCAAGAUCAGGAACAGGAAGAGUCUCACCUCGUGCUAGGGUCGGUGGACGCACUCGUCAGAGCUACCGAGCAGUGGGAUACGAACGUCUCUAGCGCACUGGACCUGCUCGAAGCGGACGAAUCCUCCCUCUCCUUUCCCAGUGGAUCACCCGCACAGGGGACGAACGACCCUACCUCAGCACUGCGCGACACCUUGCGUCAUUUCCUACUCUCCUCGACCCAGGCUGCAGAACACGUCCGCACAUCCCUCGCCCCGCUUACGGAUACCCAGACUCUGACACAGCUAGGGGUGAUGUAUGCUCCUCAGGCUGAUGUCCCAGGGAGUGCGCUAGGGGAGGGAGGGGACUGGGGAAGAGACCCAACCCCAAGGCCAAGGAAGAGGAACACACUUCCUCUCCCGCUGAUGCUCGGCUCUCCCUUACAGGAACAUCCCAGGAGCCCGCAGAGUCUUUCCAAGCUCCGCACACGGCCGACCCUCUCAACAGCAGGAUUAGGCCCGAGCGUUUCCUUUCCCCUUGGACUGCGGGAACUUGCUGAGCAGGAAGAGCACGUUCAGGGACAAGUGGUGCUACUCGAGACUGCUCACACUGGGCAAAACGCUCUGCCAACACCGUUCACCUCCCCCGUUGCCGUUGCGGGUCCUAGCGCCCCACACUCGCACUCGCAUACACGCACGCACAUGCCUUCCCGGACUCCUAUCUCCC
Dacryopinax primogenitus is the source of this 1203-nucleotide messenger RNA. RefSeq lists its product as uncharacterized. The record is from RefSeq and is a predicted model, not a curated record. NCBI's taxonomy places the organism in Eukaryota, Fungi, Basidiomycota, Dacrymycetes, Dacrymycetales, Dacrymycetaceae. The annotation marks the transcript as partial. The transcript has a single exon.